Messenger RNA from Coniophora puteana RWD-64-598 SS2, 1347 nucleotides. RefSeq lists its product as uncharacterized. The coding region runs from base 1 to 1347 and encodes 448 amino acids. Lineage: Eukaryota; Fungi; Basidiomycota; Agaricomycetes; Boletales; Coniophoraceae. The record is from RefSeq and is a predicted model, not a curated record. The transcript is spliced from 7 exons.
AUGACAAGGACGAGGGUUCUGCAUCAAGUAUUAUAUCUGAUUUCCUCAUCAAGUGCCACUGUGGUCUUCAAGGAGAUGGAUGGCUGGGCAUCUAGAGGCUUUUCACACAAAAAGUUCAUUUGCAAUGACUGUGAUCUUUGGGAGCUGAAGAAACAGGCUAAGGUAGUGCCAGCACCAAGCUGGAAGAGCAGCCGACAUACCAAAAAAUGGCCAAAAGACUUCUUGGAUUUGCCCCCAACUCCAUUGGCUAAGCAGUUAAAAAACCUUAACCUGAAUUUGAUUAUGGCUGCUAUCCAUGCAAACUGUCCCACUGGGACACUUCUGUCUGGCGGAAAAGGGAAGCUGGUCACAGAGAAGAAGACAUGGUCAGCCCAUAAUGCAGAUGCUGUGCAACAGGGAGGCUCUUGUAUCAUUCCCCAGCAGGCUCUCCAAACCCUCACCAAUAUGAGAGAAGUCAGGCAGGACUGGAAAGAGGACCGUGGUAUAUAUGGACCACCCAGCUCAGUUGCACUAGGCUUUCAAUGUUCAUGUUCACCCAACCAGCUGGCAGGACCCUCUGCCAAAUGCGCACACAAUGUCACAGAGCUAGAGGAGGAAAAAGCUGACUAUGAGGAUAUUCAAGAGGAAGUGGAAGAGCCAAUGGACCCAGAGCACAUCUGCAUGUUUGAAGAACCAACCAAGGUGAAGGAAAAGGCAAUGGAAGAAGAAGAACAAGAGCAAGAGCAGCAAGAUAUACUUGAGCUUAUCAAUAUACAAGUCAAGGAAACUGAAGAGGAUGGACACCCAGAUGAAGCCCUUGGCGCAAUAGAAGAUGAGGAAGACUUGCACCUACUCAAGCAAGACAGAGAUGAGACUAUGCGCAUACCUCCUCCCUCUGAUCCCAACAACACUUCCUGUACACCCGCUGGGCCUCACACGAUGCAGGAAUACACAGAAGAGGAUGAGAAAAUUGCAUACCAAGGCACCAUCCUUGAUGAUGUCAGGACUGCACAAGCAUACAUUGAUCUCCUCAAGAGCGCGCACAUCAACAAUGCUGACUACCACACACUCUCCAACUCUGCUUGUUACCGGCUCUGUAACCCUCCCUGCACCAUUGUUGAUCUCAAGGAUGAUCAAGACAAACACAUGUCAAUUGAUUACAGACUCAGGAACUGGAUGCCAGAAGACUACCGUGCUAGCUGUAGAAUUGCUGAACGUAAGCUGACAGGUCUUCAAACCAAUAGCUACCACAACAUGGUGAAGGAGAUUGAGAAGAUCACAGGUGUUGAUGGUAUGGUGGACAACAUGUGCAUCAAUACAUGCACGGCAUACACGGCCCACUUCUCCAUCUUGAAAAGUGCAUUAUAA